Cataglyphis hispanica is the source of this 9608-nucleotide messenger RNA. RefSeq names its product patronin (gene Patronin). Bases 1002 to 6389 code for a protein of 1795 amino acids. The transcript has 27 exons. The record is from RefSeq and is a predicted model, not a curated record. Gene Ontology annotation, biological process: negative regulation of microtubule depolymerization; neuron projection development; cytoplasmic microtubule organization. Gene Ontology annotation, molecular function: spectrin binding; calmodulin binding; microtubule minus-end binding. NCBI's taxonomy places the organism in Eukaryota, Metazoa, Arthropoda, Insecta, Hymenoptera, Formicidae. Gene Ontology annotation, cellular component: microtubule minus-end.
GUAUCGCGAUGGACGGCGAAGUGCUGCGUGCGGCGUACUGCUGCUGCCUGCGAACGGACGAAUCUCCGUGCUGAGAGGGAGAGAGGUUGCGUGGUGAAGCUCGUGGUCCUCGCCUCGGCUCGCCUCGCGACAGACUUCAAGGCGGAAGCGGAGCGAAGUCGGGCGCGAUCGCUCGGUAACGGACGGUUCGGAGCUCGAGUGAGAGGGAGAAGAUAGAACGAUAGAGUGUGCCGAAUAAUCAGACGAUCCUAGGUCGCGUGUGCUCUCGUAGCGCUGGGUGAAAUCCUCGCCCGAUACCUUACGUGUGUGUCUAGUGUUCGCAUCUAGUGCCGGAACCUGAGGACGGUUGUCAACGAGCGCGACGCACGGCCGGAUACACUCGAGGAGCUUCAUUCGUCGCGGCGGACCCUCGGAUGGUCUCUCGAGCAGGAGAGAGAAAGAGAGAGAGAGAGAGAGAGAGAGAAGACGGAGAGAGAGACGAGGAGCCGAGUCAAUCUCCGGAGAGGAGCUGCGGAUAAGAAACUAGAGGGCUAAGGAUUCGUUGGAAAUUGUGACGCAUCGAUAGUAUGAUGUCGGCGACAUCGUGACAGAUAUAUGACAGCGCACGUGGGAUAACGAAUACGAGCUCCUCGGUGUAUCCUUCUCAAUCAUGUCUCGUUUGUAUACAGAAGACAACGAUAGAAAGAGGAAUUACGUUCUGCCAUAGUAUUGGUAUAAUGUGUAUGUGCGUAUGUGCGCGAGGAUAAACCGAAGAAAGAGAAGUGAAACAUUCUGUAAGGAAUUAUAAAACGACGAGUGAAACGAGUGUAGAAAAAAGUGCGGAGGAAAAGAAUUUCUCUCGUGAAAGAAGAAAAGAUAACAAAGAAAGGAUACAAAGGACGCGAGGAACAAGAGAUCCUUCUACAAGGUCGUCUCGGCUAUGACGAGGACAGGGAGUCGCCUUGAUCGAUCGUCGUUGAUUGAAGCCGCGAAUGCCAGCACGAUCAUCAUCAUCCCAUUGAAUGUGGAAUACGAUCUCGCGGUUCUUCGCUAAGGGCAGUAAGACCGCGGUGGUGCAGGAAGUAGCCUCGCCGCCGCUGUCACCGUCAUCGACGACAACAUCGACGACGACGACGACUACGGUAAAAGACGACGAGCAGCAACAAGACAAGCUCGCGUGCAACGGCGUCGCCGACGACGACGCGUCCGUCGACGGUACGAGCGCCGUCCAUGUGUUCUACAGCACGACGAUGGAUCGCGGCGCGAGUGCAGAAGAUCGACGCAGGCUUGCCGCAGCCUCCGCCGCUGCAACCGGUGCCGCGACGGCAGUGGCAGCAACAGCCGACCAACAACAGUUCAUCGGGGGCGACUCCGAGCACUUUCCCGACUCCUACGACUCUCGUCAGGCCAAACAACGUGCCUCCGUAAAAUGGCUUCUGUCAAAGGCAUACAACAAUCGAGUACCCGAGAAGCUCCGCGAGCCCUAUUAUCGUGAUCAUGAGGAGCAGGAACAUCUGAAACCACAGAUCGUUCACGCGCUUUCCAAUGCGGAGCUCUACUGUCUCGCGCUGGCCAACAUAUAUUCGGAUCCCAACUAUCACAAUCAGAAUCACUACGGGAUCCUGCAGGCCCUGGCCAGGAAAGGCGUCUACGUCGCGGAACAGAACAAUACUCAGCUCACCGAAACGAUUCUCAUUCAAAAUUCACCACUCAAGAUGUCUGCACAUAUGGCUGUGAUAGAAGGCCUAAUGGUCUUAUACGCGAAGGAGGUGGUAACGGGCGACCGAGUUGUCUCGGCGAUACGACGGUUUGACCCCCAGGCCGAGGUGGACGUGCCCUCGGAUCAUGAGAAGGGUCUCUUGCUCUGGAUCAAUCACGCGUCGCACGCGCUAAUCGCUAAGAUUCAGAGCGAAGAUGGUGCCGGCGACAAGACACGGUUGCCCGAGCUACCAGCCGCUAAGGACUUCCAAUCUCUGUGCGACGGCGUCGGCUUGGCAGCCGUCGUCGCGUUCUACUGUCCAGGCGAGCUCAACUGGAUGGACAUCAGGGUGUCGAAAAGACCUUCGGUGGCGGAUGCCCUGCACAAUCUUUCCCUGGUACAGGCGUUCUGCGUUAAAUGCCUGCCCUAUUCGAUUUUCCACAUGCAACCCGAGGACGUUACGUACAUGAGAGGGUCAAUGAAGCAAAACUUGGUGGUUUUUCUGGCGGACAUAUAUAAUGUUUUGGAGAUUCAUCCGGCAAAAUGUGUUCGUUAUCCCGGAGAAGAGCGCGCGAUGCAAUACUUAGAUGCCUGCCCGCGCAAUAGUCAUGGCGUAGCUCAUAAGAGAAGUCUGCCACAGUCUAUAGCUCCGAUACCCGAUCUGAGAAGCAACCUCUCCAUAUCCGCGCCAGGGUUCACAGUUGCAAAAUCGGCUUCCAACACUAUUGUAAAAAAGUCACAAUCUUUGCAACAAACUGCCGAGAGUCAUCCGUACGACGAUAGACGCGCAGGUAGCGAGGAGAGCUUCGUGGUGCAUCGUGGCAAGGGCAUUCCCACAUUGAGCUCCGUGGCGGACGAUAAGUCCGCCAGAACUGAAGCCGCGGGUCGGCCGAGCAACUGGGAAGAUCAACGGCGGAGCUCUUACGCCGGACGUCGAUCCAGACGGAACAGCAUCACGGAUGAUUCUCAGCUGACCAUCGAAAACUUUGGCGGAUCUCAGGAUAAUUUACACAAUUUUGGUAGAAAUCCGGAUAAAGAGGUAGGCGUGCACAUCGGCAAGCGCAGCACGACCGAACCGACGUUGCCCGCACGAUCCAGCGUCCAGGAUGUGUACGGCAGCGGCGUGCAGCAUAUAAUCGCGGACAACGGUUACAACGGCAGUAACGGCGGCGAGGAGCCUCCACCGCGGCUGCUGCGACGACAGGCGUCCAACAGCAGUCUGGAUAACGUCGCUCUUCGGCAAAUCUUACAUUCCGGCGCAGAGAAUGACGGCAGUGUCGCUGAUAGCGGCGAUGGUGGUGGCGGCGAUGCCGUCCCGAAAUUUGCCAGUUUCGCGAAUCUGAACAGACAGAGCUCUGAAAAGGGGAUCAACUUUACGUAUAUGGAACAGGAGCGGCAGGAUGACGUAAAGCAAUCGAGCAAGAGGCACGGUCAGAGUAACGGCAACGGGGAGAAGAAAACGACUUUUGCCACUCUGCCGAACACGACCACGUGGCAACAACAAAGCAACCAGCAGUCGCAACAGAUGGAACAACAUUCUAUUGAUGAGAACGGCGGCAAUACCAUAAUGGCCUCGCAGUUGAAUAACAUACGGCUGAAACUUGAAGAGAAGCGACGACAUAUAGAGAACGAGAAGCGAAGGAUGGAAGUUGUUAUGUCGAAGCAACGACAAAAAGUGGGCAAGGCAGCGUUCUUACAAGCGGUGACAAAGGGUAAGGUUAAAUCUCCCUCUUCGUCAACGUCCGGGGGGGACAGUCCGGCCGAGACAGUCGGUCCCCCCACUCCUGUAACCUCCGGAUCUUCCGGGGCGACUCCGACGAGCGUUUCCGAGGCGUUCUCUGUACCCCAACAACCCCCUCAAGAAAAACCACAGAGACCCUUCUCGCUCAAGGAAAUUAGUGAGGAUGUGCGAGAUGUGGAGCACAAAUGGUUGGAACACGAUGGUAACGCGCCAUUCAUCGAAACUAGACGCACCCCGGAUAUCGAGAACAUGGAUCCGGAACAAUAUCGUCAAUCUAUAACACAAAUGAAUACCAGCCUGAGCGAGAUUCAAGCGGAUAUACAGCGUUUGGCGAGCCAACAGAAUCAGAUACAGCAGCAACACCUGAUGACGCAGCAUCAGAAGCAGAUGCAACAACAGCUUCAACAACUGCAGAGUCUCAGUCAGCAGCAUAUGCAAUCUUACGGAAUGCCACCAAUGAAUCCGUUAACACCCAGACUACAGGAUCCGCAACAAUCGCAGUUCUAUUUGCAUGAUCAACCGCAAGUGCAGAGGAGAAUGUGGGGUCAGCCGGCACCCGCCCAAAGCCUGGCCAAUGAAAUGGCCGCGGUGGGCUAUCAGCAGUCUAUGGAUUCCCGAUUUAGUCCUCAACCUGCCGCUUAUCAGCAGGAUAUGCGCAUAUACGCGGAUCCCACGAGGACUUGGGCCACGCAGCACCCAACGCAGAAGGGAUUCGUCCUGCACGAUACUCAGGAACCAAGAUACCUCAAUGGUGGGGAUCAUAGUCUGUGUAAUAAUCAAAUGAGCCAUUCCGGCCCCACGUAUCCGGCGUCUUCGCUUUUCAACCAAACACAAGCCACAUCUGCUAGUCCGCAACAUCGUAACGCUGUUCAUCGAAUAAGUCAGUUAAUUAGUGAAAGUCCCGAGCCGAAAAGAUCAACUGUACAUCACAUCCCGAUCUCAUGCGAAAGUCCAACGGAAAAGAGGCAGGUUACUGCUUUGCACACUCCUGUACCAGCUCCUCCUGCCGAUGAUAUGAAGCCACAGAAUAUAUCUUUUAUUGGUAAUGAUGACGAUAUCGCGCAAGGUAUUCGAGGCUUGAACAUCACGUCUGGUAGUCGUACGUAUAGAAUACCGUCGCCAACCAGACCCGCGAUAUCGCAAAAUUCCUUCCAACCUCAUCCGUCUCUAAGGGAAACGAUUUCGUCGCGUUCAGCCACUCCGGACGUCACGCCUCUCGAUUCUACGGACGCUGAGAAAGGAUUCUAUAUUUCCUUCGAUAAUGACGCUCCCAAGAAGCCGAAGCCGACUCUUAGGGUGAAAAGAAUGUCCCCGAAGAAGGAACGAAGUGUGUCGUCUUAUAUCGAGCACGAGGACUUUAUGCGUUCUGAAUCGCCUCCUGUUAGCGUAGUUGAAAAGCAUAAGCAAGUGGAAGCUCAGCGAGAAUUAGAACGGGAGAGAUUGCGGCAAGCCGAAGAAAGGGAACAGCAGAGGCAAGAAAUGAGAGACAGAGAGCUUAAGAGAGAAAUAGAGAGGGAACGGCAAAGGGAGAAACAGCGCGAUGGCAGCACAGAAGGACGACAUGCUUCCGGAGUUGGUCUGGUGAUUGGGAAUCAACUUACAAAUCCCGAUCCAAACUCUAUGGACGAAAUGGAGAAAAAGAAAGAGAGGAUAAUGCUAAUGUCGCUGCAGAGAAGACAAAGACAGGAGGAAAUGAAAGAAAGAAAGGAAAUGGAGGCCCAAGCACGUAGGGAACAAGAGAAACUCAAGGCAGAGGAGAGAGCUCGUAAAAAAGAGGAAGAACGACAGAGGCGAGCCGCUAUCUUGGAACAUCAUAAAGUGAAGAAGGCGAUAGAAGAAGCGGAGAGAGAAGGUAAAGUAAUCGAUAAGGAGCUCCUCAACGCGAUAAAUCCAGCAAAAUUACGUAGCAAGACUGGAACCGCUCGACCACGGCCCAAAACGAUUCACGGAGACGCUGGUACAGUGUUGGACUCCGGGGCUCUUACACCUAGUCGCGGAAAGAAGGGUUCCUCUUCUAAUUUGAGUACAGCGUCGCUGACCUCCCCGACGAUGAGGCGAGACUACUACCGGGGCUCACAGGAUAGUCUCACUGCUGCUCAUCUCGAUGACCGACGUUGUUCCGGCCCUCUUUAUCGGGGCGGCAGUCUCAGGGUAUCUUCCGUAGAUUCGCCUGAUGAUGGUAGAGGCUCAUCGCCUUGUCGCAGCGUGAAUCAGCUCGGCCGACGUGGCUCUUACAAGACUUCUAGAGAUGCGCAGGAGUCUCAACAACAGGUUAGAGGCAGGCCUAAAUACCAGACUUACCAAAACUUUAAGGGGAGAAAGUCUAAUUCCCUGAUGAAUUUGUGCGAUUCGGACAGCGGCUUGGGCAGAUCGACGCCACCGAGACGCGCCGCCAGUCCAGGUAUAGGCAGCAUGAGGCAUUUGACGUCACCCUCCGGCCCCGGCUCGCUACCACCCGCCCUGAUGACGUCGAAGAAGAGGAUCUACGACGAUGGCAGUAGCGAUAUUAGCAGCACGCCUAGUUCAAUGAUGGAUUACAACGGUCCGAGAUUAUAUAAACUGCCGAUAGCCAAGUCAAAUCGCAACAUAAUGCUGAACGCCGUGGAAUACUGCGUCUUCCCUGGUACGGUGAACAGGGAAGCUAAAUCGAGAGUCCUAGAGGAGAUCAGUCGAUCCGAGAGCAAACACUUUCUCAUCCUGUUUCGAGAUGCCGGCUGCCAAUUCCGCGCUCUCUACUCGUACUGUCCCGAACGGGAAGAAGUAGCCAAGCUGUACGGUACUGGGCCCAAACAAGUCAUCGAUAACAUGUUCGACAAAUUUUUCAAAUAUAAUUCCAGCGGAAAAUGUUUUUCGCAAGUUCACACGAAGCAUCUGACGGUGACCAUAGAUGCCUUUACGAUACACAACAGCCUCUGGCAAGGGAAAAAGGUGAACUUACCGAACAAGAAGGACAUACCACUCGUCAUAUAGUUUUACACAAGUGGUCACACACUUAACAUUACGCUACCGUGCCCUCUGUUGUUCAUAGUUACUAUUUUAAUACAGGCCCAUAUUAAAUUAAUGCGAAUACAUUGCGUUUCUUAGUCAAUUUUAUAAGGACAAUUGAUCGGUGCUGACCCCGAUAAAGAAAUCAUCACAUCGAUGCGUAAAUUCGCCCAUCUCUCGUGAUUCGCACGACGUCGCUUCUGAAAAAAAAAGGGAAGGAUGGACGAGGGGGGAGCGUUGUUAGAUAAACUGUUGCGCUUUUUUUUCCUUUCUUGUUUCUAUGUUUUCUAUCUUUUGUUAAGAACGUCAGCAUCAAUCACUGUGUCAUAAAAAUUUACCAGUAUCUACUUAUAUAUAAGAAUGAUUUGUGUUGUAUACAAUAUACCCCCUUUUAAAUACACCCUUCCUCCGAUUUUGCGGACUAACUCGACAUGUGUAACCGUCUUGUAAUCGUGUAAAUCGCCGUGUUGCGACUGUGUGGGCGUGCGACUGUACUGAAUAUUUGCAUGUUUUUUUUUUUUAAGUAAUUUUUUUCCUAAAUUUAUUCUGCGAAGCAGAGCGAGAAAAAGAGAAGGCGCCUAUUCUUGCGCGCAUGUAUGUAUGUGUUUAUGUGUGUGUGUAUGUGGAUAAUGCGAUUUGCGCACAGGUCUUUUUUUUUUUUUUCAUUCUUCGUCUAAGCUAGGGGUUUAAAUUAUUGAACGAUUAUAUUAUAUUCUCUAGAGCGUUUGAAACUUUUUAAAGAGUAUAAGGUAAAACUAUGCGAAUAUGAGGGAUCAUUAAUUUUACAUGCAAAUCGCUCACUUCGUUUUUUAUUUCUCCGCGCUCUCUGUGUAUAAUUCGCCGCGAUGCAUCUCUACCAGAAAAAUUUCAUUUCUUUUUUAUAUUUUUAUAUGUAUCUUUUUUUUUUAAUUGGGAGAUAUUGCUUUUUGAUACUCGUUUGUUAUAUUUUACCAGUUGAAAUAUGAUAUCGGCAGAAUGCUCGUCGCGGCUCUCAAACGAAUGGAAGACGAUUGAAUUAAUGAUUUCUCAUGCUGCGUAUUUCUAUGCGAUUUUCUCGCGACUGUUGACGAUUGUAACGCGUAGCGCGAUUCUUAUGGUGUCCCUCCUCUUUUCUUUUUUGCGAGAGAAGAAAUGAUUUUGCAACGUGGUGGGUACGAACGGACAGCUCAUGUAAGUGAAUAAGUUUCUUGCUUAAUUAGCGAAUGUGUUUUCUUGUAAGGAUGAUGAUGUUUGCGACAUUAUCGUUUCUGCGAGCGACAAACGCUGUGCAAGGCAUGUAUUAGUUUACGCCAAAGCGAAUGAUGUGUUUCGUCGAAAGAUUAGAUAGUUAUCAUUGUGUAUAAAAGAUGGAUGUUUUUGCAUAAGUAUAUUGUUGCCUCGCGGACGGGCUGCGGGGAAAGAAACGUUUGCUUUCCCUAGUUGCGCUUCGAUCGUGUUCUUCAUCGUCUUGUAAAGGGAAGGUGGAUGAAAUGGCUCGCCGUGUUAAAACUGCGAAUUUUAUCGAUAGAACUUUUUCAAAUUAAUGAAACCUCGCGAUUUUUUGCGAAAAUUGAUUAUCUCGAGAGUCAAUAUUCCACUUUCCUCCGGAAGUAUAAAAAGGAAACCUUAUGUUAUGAACAUUGUAAUAUUGGACUAAGUGCGUAAAGACAUUUAACGAAUUGACAGCCUCAAACCUGUAUUGAAUUUUCUCAUGGAUAUCCCGCCAUCUCUAAGCGAAACUUCAGUCAGUCCGAACGAACAGAUUUGUGUGUAUGUGGAUGAUGUUAAUUUAUCGGAAGAACUAUACUAUAUUUAUUGUGCCAUAUAAAUUCGACGUUCGCCUUUCGCGUGGGACUGGCAUCGGCUUCCUAUUCUCACUGAAUGGAUAUCUAUAUAUUUCUUUCAACGUCGUUUUCGACGUUGGUGUAAAAACAAUGAGAGGAGAGAGAGGGGACUAGGGAUAGGUAGACUUAAAGUAGACAUUUUAUACGACAAUAUCGGGGGUCUAUCUCGUUUUUGUACGAUUAUUUUCGCUCCGGAUAUUUUCGUCCAUCACGGGACGGGAUCUAUCCAAAUAUUGUUCUCUGAUCAUUUUGUACGAUAAGUCUUCGACUCGGCCGGAAUAAGCGUAUCCGAGCAUAGGUAGACCCUCCAUAUUCCGCGACGGCGUAACGAAACGUAACACAGGAUUAUUAAGGACACAAAUACGCGACAUAUCGAAUUUCGAUGUUGAAGAGUAUGUAUUUUCAAUUCGUAUGGGAUGCCAGUCAAUCUGGCUUUAUUCGUCCCACUUUUUAAUCAUCGUGUAACACGAGGGAUUUAUGAGAUUAAACUCCGUCGAGAUUACAGUAACCGAGAAAGAAGUUCACUGCUCUUAUAUUCCUGUCUAUUGUAAAUCUACCCGAAUAUUAUGAAGCGAGAGAAAGAGAAUUAUCAGAUAGAGAAUCUUAGAUUCAGAAACAGUCCGACCUGACAAUAUCGAACGUGAGGUACGCGCCAUAAAAAAGAAGAAAAAGAAUAAGAUCUUUUUGAAAUGGAGUGUAAAUUGCGGUAAGUCCAUGUGGUGAUGAUGUUUGAGGAGAGAGAGAAAGAGAUAGAUAUGAUUGCGAUAAACAAAUAUAUAUAUAUAUAUAGUCACUAAUCUUUAAGAGCCAAUGAAAAUAAUGGCUUAUGGAGAUGGGAUUGAUUACAUACAAAGUUACGACGUUACGAGAGAUUUCUCAAUGAUCGCUCUUUUAUGCUUAAUAUUAUUUUUCGAAAAAUAGAUAUUAUUAGUGAGCUGAUGGAAAAAAAAACGUGGCGCUAGAGACAGAUGGGAUAAUUGAACGAAGACGAAAAAGGGGACGAAGGAAGGCAGAGAGAGAGAGAGACACAAUUGCAAAAAUUGCGGCGCGACGGAAAUUUGUACGCCGUGAUUUAAUCGCGCUUACUAAUAAUAAUAAUAAACAAUUAUAUCGUUACGUAAAUAUAUAUAUAAUUGCCGAUUUUUAUUGUCGCAAGAAAUUUCAACACGUCAAGGCGAAUCAGUUCUCCUAUAUCCGCGCCGCACGCGCGUGUCUGUAAAUAUAUUAUGUUUUUAUAUACAUAUAAAAAAACGAAACGUAUACCUACCUACUCGACGAUAUGUAUAUUUAUUCAGUACAUCAUGUAAGAUUUGGGUCAUAAUUUACUGUUAGCAUCUCUUCGCAGCGAAUGUCAUCUAAAUAAAAUUUAAUAACCCACUUA